Messenger RNA from Xyrauchen texanus (razorback sucker), 2786 nucleotides. Its product is annotated as F-box only protein 8-like. The record is from RefSeq and is a predicted model, not a curated record. The transcript is spliced from 6 exons. Lineage: Eukaryota; Metazoa; Chordata; Actinopteri; Cypriniformes; Catostomidae. Gene Ontology annotation, molecular function: protein binding; guanyl-nucleotide exchange factor activity. The coding region runs from base 207 to 1178 and encodes 323 amino acids. Gene Ontology annotation, biological process: regulation of ARF protein signal transduction.
UUCGAGGAGGCGGGGAGACAGACAGGAGGAGCGGAAGACUGUCUCACCUCGAGCAGCAGUAGCUUUCAGUGUCAGAGCUGUCAAGAUGGCUGUCACGGGCUCUUGAUAAAGGAAUUAAUUAAUUUCAUCCGUGAGGUUUUGGCAGAUCAGCAAGUUAUUUCGUCGCGGCGGCGGUAGAAGUAUUUCACAUACACAGAGAUCUGCAGAUGGGUCAGGGUCUGUGGAGGGUGGCGAGGAACCAGCAGCUGCAGCAGCAGUACAGUGAACAGUGCUUCCUCCAGCGGGAGAGAGAGCAGGGCUGGAGGACGGGGUCCCCACUGACUGAGCCACUGCAGCAGCUCCAUACACCACAAUGCCUGGUCCCUGGUACAGACAUCAGCCACCUGCUCCAUGCCCGCAAUUGCAAAGAUGAGCAGGGCUUCAUUGACCUUGAGAUGCUACCACCCGAACUCAGCAUCACCAUCCUCUCAUACCUGAAUGCUACCGAACUGUGCCUGGCCUCCUGCGUGUGGCAGGACUUGGGCAAUGAUGAGUACCUGUGGCAGGGCCUGUGUAAAUCCACUUGGGGUCACUGUUCCAUAUACAAUCGAAGGCUUCCACAUGGAUUUUCUUAUAGAAAGCUUUACAUGGAAUUAGAUGAAGGAAGUCUAACGUUCAACGCCAACCCGCAAGAGGGUAUCAGUUAUUUCAUGUCCAGAGGCAUUCUGGUGGACCACCCGAAGGAAAUUGCCAAGUUUAUAUUCUAUACCAGAAUGCUGAAUUGGAAAAUGCUGCGGAUUUAUCUUGAUGAGCGGCGAGAUGUACUGGAUGAGCUAGUCACACUUCAUAAUUUUAGCAACCAGUUCCUCCCUAACGCACUCAGGGACUUCUUCAGACACAUUCAUGCCCCAGAGGAGAGGGGUGAGUACCUGGAGACCCUCAUCACCAAAUUCUCUCAUCGCUUUUGUGCCUGCAAUCCCACUCUGGUGCGAGAAGUGGGCCUAAGUCCUGAUGCAGUGUACGUGCUCUGCUACUCUCUCAUCCUUCUCUCCAUCGACCUCACCAGCCCCCACGUGAAGAACAAGAUGUCCAAGAGGGAGUUUAUUCGAAACACACGGCGGGCUGCUCAGAACAUCAGUGAGGACUUUGUAGGCCACCUCUAUGACAACAUCUAUCUGAUCGGCCACAUUGCAGCCUAGGCACUACAGCGCAUGAUGCAUUAGAAAGAGUCGGCUGGCACGUAAAACAUUGGUAACUGCACUUGGAAGGAUACUGCACUUGGAAGAAAAACACUGUCAGAACAUUGCAGGUCAUUUUAAACUGAAGUUAUAUAAGUUAAGCUUGAUGUGAUGUGCUGCAGUGUAUUGCAAAGGAUUGGAGUACACGAACAGCCACAAUGUGAAGAAUCGACAAAAUUAGUCAGCUGUUAGCAGGCUAACAUACUGGCAGAGAUCGCAACAAACUUAACCUACCACAAAUCGCUUACCAUACAGAAUCAUGUAGCUGCAUGAAGAGAUAUGAGAUAUGCUGUAAAGUCAGUUAAAGUUAGGGUCAAAUUGACAAGACAUCUAUUUUCUUCUUCGUUCUAAUUUUGAAACCUGCCGUGUUUAUCCAGUGAAUGUCACCUCUUUUUUAUUUUGCCAUAUCUACAGUAGCAUUCCAAGAUGAUUCUUCCCAAAUUCACAAACUCCACUAAUCUCCUUUUCUGUCAGUCAGUUUUAUUCAUUAUUCUUACAAUAGCAUAACACCAGUUCACUCUGGGUUGGAUAUAAAAAUAUCUUGAAAUUAAUGGUGGUGAGAAGAUAUAUUCUUUUAUUAUUAUUAUUCCGGUGCAUUACAAUGUCUUUACACCUAGACCACCUUUUAAUACUCUAAGCAAAUUAGGCAAGUCUACAGCUGCUGUAAUAUGAAAGGAUUGACAAACUAAAAAUGAUAAUGAACAAAGUGUUGUAUUUUUUUAUUAUUUUUAAUGUGUGUGUGGUUUGUUGUUUUACGAGGAUAUAUGUGUGUGCUUUGUCAUAUGUGUCUCAUCUUCUUUGAGAAGAGUAAAACCCUGUGAGACACUGUAAGCACUGAACAUUUAUUAUUUAUCAUCUGUUGUUUUAGCAUUCCAAACUGAUUUCAUUGUCAGUGGAAACAUUUAAAAAAUCACUUUGAGAAUAACAUAAAUCAUGUCCAUUUACAUCAGAGUAUUUUAAUCUAGAAAAGCUUUUUCUCAAAUUAUACUUUGGAAAUUACUUAAGAAUAUGCUCCCAACUCAUGAACGUGGGUAUUUAUUUUUUUUAUUCAGAUUUCUUUUUUUAUUUUAUUUUUUUUUUUUAAAUCAGUUGCCAAUAGUGAGGAUUACAUAUUAAAAACUACCAUUACAAAAAAAUAUGGAGAACUUUUAACAAGCUCUGGAUAGUUUAAUUUAAAGUAGAAUAUUUUAUUUGCACAAAGUGUGUGUGUGUGUGUGUGUGUGUGUGUGUGUGUGUGUGUGUGUGUGUGUGUGUGUGUGUGUGUGUGUGUGUGUGUGUAUAUAUAUAUAUAUAUAUAUAUAUAUAUAUAUAUAUAUAUAUAUAUAUAUAUAUAUAUCUUGCAUAAACAUUGAAUUUUAUUUCAGAGUAUUUUAAUUAUGAGUUGUGAUUUUUCCCUAAAUUAAUAGUGAAUUUCCUUUUGCACUUUUUGCCAUAUUUUACCACUCAGCAAACUGUGUGACAUAAUAUAUUUUAUGAAAUGUCCCAACAAAGGUUAACCUAUAAAAUAUGGACUAUUGUUGUCCAGUUGGAAUUAACUGUAAUCUUAAUAAUGGAUUAAAGCUCAUCUUU